UGAGCAGUAAACCACAGUAAACUCGUGGUCAGAUAUGCCUACAUUUUUCAUCUUCUUCUAACUCAUGGAUUGACAUGACAACACGUGCGUAAAACAAGGAUAGGAAAGUGUAGGAGGCAUAUAGGGCCAAAAGUGCACAACAGGCUUCCGUAGGACCCUACCUGCAAGUGACAAUUGACAAUGUAUACACCUUUGAGGAUAGUAACGUCUUCUUUAAUUUCUCGAAAUAAACUUGACAGUAAUUUACAAAACAAUGAAGCUGAUCAAGAACAAAAAGUUGAUGAAAUAAAUGACGACUUUUUGAAAAACUUAGACUAUCAAACACACAGGAAAAUUAAGAAUGACGUAAAUAAUAAACUAAAACUGAAUAAUAAGUUCUUUAACAAAAGAAGAAGUUUUGAUAAUAAAUUUGACAAUGUCAAGAAACGUUUUGAAACGGAAACCCGAAUUUACCAGACUUCAUUGAUGGGCAAUCUGAAUAAUAACAGUGAAGAGAAAUAUAAAGUACAAAUGAGUUCUGCAGACAAAUACUUGACUACUAUUCAUUCUAUGAAAGAUCACCAAAAUAAUACAAAUGAAUAUUCGUUACACAAUCGAAAUUGGGUACCAGGACAAAUAGCUACAAAAGUUGAAGAUAAUUCAACUUGCAAUGAUGAUUUAAGUGACUCAGUUAGAAAGAAUGAAAAACUUUUUGAUAAAGAACAGAAUAACAUGUUAUAUCAUUUAUUUCCUCCUAAAAUAUCUGCAGUAAAAAGAGUGAAAAAUAAAAAAAAAUUUGUCGAAUCUAUUGAGUUUAAGGACAAAUAUGAAAAAAUUAUGCAAGCAAAAAAAAGUAUAAAACAUGACAACUGUUCUUUAAUUUUAAAUAAGAAACCAGACAAUAAAACAAUUAUUACGCCCUUUAAAUAUGUUAAAACAUCUUUCUUUACUGGUGUAAUAAAUUGUGCAGCAGAAUCAUGCAAAAAACAUGAAAUGAAAACUGAUAUUACAGCUGACUGGGUUAAAGGAGAAGUUGUAAAACGAAACAAAAACAUUAAUAACAAUUUCGACGAAAAAACUCGGAUGAAACAAAUUCCAGAAUGCAAAAACCUUGUUCUCAAACCACAAAGAUAUUCUGAUGAUUCUAGAAAAGAUCCAACAACAGUUGACGAAAAAGGUAGGCAACAAUCUUUACAUGUAAUCUUACAAUCAGGGCGGAAUUUUAAGCCCGCACCUUAAUUACUACAGGCUUAUACAGUGUAACCUUACAACCGUAUAAAUGUACUUUACUGCAAUAUGUUGUGCUAUAUGGGGAAAAAUAUACAUUAUUAUAUGUUGUGAAAUACGAAGAAAUUUUUAAUUUCUUGGGCGCAAAUAAAAGUUGAAGAAUUCAGGAUACCGAUUUGAUGAUAACUGUCCCCCACUUGCAAAAAAGAAAAAAUAUUCACUUGAUAUAUUAUGCUCUCCUUGCGAUCGUCUUUUGCAGGUGAAACGCGAUUUGAAAUUGAAUGCUUUGUUUGAUCAAUAAUCUCUAUAUAAGAAAAGUUUAAAAACUAAUUUAUGUAGAAAGUUUUCUCUAUUAAAAAUGGUAACAUUAACAACAGCUUUUGUAGAAAAAAAAUGUUCAGAGACACAAUCAAAUAAGUCUCUUACAAAAGAAAUUGACAAGGAUCAUGUCAAAAAAAUGACACAUUUGUUUAUGAAUUAUAAAUCCAUCACUGACAUUGGAAAUUUUGUUUCUUGUGAAAAUUUAAAAAUAAUCUAUCUUCAGAACAAUGAGAUUAAUAAAAUUGAAAACUUACAUUUUGCAAACAAUUUGUCUGAGUUAUAUCUACAACAUAAUAAUUUAACUAAAAUCGAAAAUUUGGAUUCACUUCGAAAUUUGAAAAAGUUGUACCUGGGUUACAAUAAAAUUGCUAUUGUUGAGGGAUUAGAAAACUUGGCAUCUCUGAGAGAAUUAUACAUAGAAAAACAAAGAUUAAGUCCAGGAGAAUCUCUCUGCUUCGAACCGAGAAGUUGUCUUACUUUAGCAACAUGUUUGCAGAUUCUUAAUGUUUCCGGCAACAGAAUUUAUCAUUUCAACGACAUAAGAAAUUUAACAAAAUUACAAGUUCUUGAAGCUAAAUAUAAUUUACUUAAAAGUAUUAAAGAUUUAAUUGAUUCAAUUAAAAAUCUGCCAUAUUUACAAGAAUUAUUUCUGCAAGGGAAUCCAGUGACCACAAUAUUCAGAUAUAGAGCAAAUAUAAUAGGAAAUCAUGAUAAAUUAGCACUUCUGGACGGAAAGAUAGUUAGCGAAAAUAGUAGAAAUUUUAUGAAAAAAUUAAAAAUUGAAAAACAAUUACAAGAAACGAAGAAAAAAUUUAAAAUAAUAGAAGGUUGUUCAAAUACAUCACCUGUACUGAAGCAGUCAACUUCGAAAGCAGUGGUAUCUCAACAUGUUGGUUCCGAAUUAUUUCCAUUAUCAAAUACAUCUACAAUGCAAUUUCAAUCUUGGAAAGCAAGUAUAAAUACAUUACCCAGACCAUUUUGGAUAAGUUUUUCUAAAUCAAAGUGUGAAUAUAGCCGACAACUUACGCUUCCGUUUAUUUAACAUUAAAAGUUGCACUAAAAAGAAAUUUAAACAGAAAACAAAUAUUUUUAAAAAUUAUUUUAUUUCAAUUUGUUCACACAGUUUCACUUGCAGUAAGUGAUAAUUUAUAAAAUAUCAUUUUCCAAUUCGCUACAAUCACAAUGUAUUUAAUACAUUGAUAAAUAAUUUUAUGAUUUACACUCAA
This is a messenger RNA of Leptopilina boulardi, 2753 nucleotides long. Its product is annotated as protein phosphatase 1 regulatory subunit 42-like. Lineage: Eukaryota; Metazoa; Arthropoda; Insecta; Hymenoptera; Figitidae. The transcript is spliced from 10 exons. Gene Ontology annotation, molecular function: protein binding. The coding region runs from base 1565 to 2569 and encodes 334 amino acids. The record is from RefSeq and is a predicted model, not a curated record.